AUGGCACGUUCUCCGCAAUCCACUUCAGCAUCGAACUGGGCCUUUCAUGCAGAAGCCACAGACAGGGACUGUCGAAGCCCGUCCGCCUCGCCAUUUGCGGCUCCAAUCGCGGCGCCUGUUGCGGCGUCUGCUGCGGCGCCGACCUCGGCGCCGGUUGCGGCGUACAGCAGGCACGAGGCAUUCGCGUUUACCGUUGACAUGCGCGGCGAGGGGGCGGCAGGCGUGGGGCCAGCAGGAGGGGGUGCUGUGGGGAGAGGCGCGGAGGUGGAGGAAAGGGGGAGCGCACCGUGGGCGAUGGCGCGGGCAGUGGAGAGAGGGAUGAGCGCUGAUCCCGCUGAUGGGCUCGAACAGCCCCUGCAUUCCCGACUGGCACCGCUUGAGUCCCCCGAGCUGAGGGCCAUUCUGCACAAGUCCGCCUGCAUGCUGCGAUUCGAGUCCAUCCGCCGCCGCAAAGGGUCUGGCUCGGACGACUCCCUCGCCUCGCAACAGCACCUGCUGCCGCCUGGGGCGGCAGGUAGCGUUGGGAGUGGCCGGCGCAGUUUGUCCCGUGCCGACAGUGGCGGGAGUGCGGGGAGCUUUGGCAGCGGGAGUAACAGCUUGAAUGUCACGCCGGAGAGUAGCUUUCACCGGGGGGAUAUGUACAGCGGGAGUAUGUUCGAGGCCAUCUCAGAGGUGCCGCCAUCAAGCGAGGCGGCAGGGGAGGGCGAGGGGGGCGAGGGCGGGCCAGAUUCGGUGUAUCUGUCAGACUGGGUGAUCAGCCCACAGGCAUCGCUGUACCAGCAGUUCCAGGCGGCGCUGCUGCUGCUCGCCAUCCUCAUCGGCAUCGUUGAGCCCUUCAACGUCGCGUUCCUCGAUACAGAGAAUGUGUUCACGCCAGUCAAUGUGUUUAUCUAUUGCACCGACGCCCGCCCUCUCUCAGCCCACCUCGCCCCUCUUCGCCCCCCUCCUCACCCCCCCUCGACCUCCUUCCCGCCCCUUCGUCCUCCUCUUUGCCCCCCUUGCCCCUUCUCGCCCCUUGCCCCUUCUCGCCCCUUCUUGCCCAGCAGGUACCUACGGGGCAUGUUCUGGUACGACAUCCUAGCAGCGCUGCCAUGGGAUCUGGUGCUCAAGGGCGUGUAUCAACCCACCGGCACCGCUGCUGUCGCCCUCUCCGCCUUCGGUCUGCUGCGACUACUGCGCCUCAUCCGCCUGUGA
Molecule: messenger RNA, 1194 nt
Organism: Closterium sp. Naga37s-1
Lineage: Eukaryota; Viridiplantae; Streptophyta; Zygnematophyceae; Desmidiales; Closteriaceae
Source: the annotation of a GenBank genome assembly